This is a messenger RNA of Fundulus heteroclitus (mummichog), 2433 nucleotides long. It is a transcript of the gene cdc7, whose product is annotated as cell division cycle 7 homolog (S. cerevisiae). Gene Ontology annotation, cellular component: nucleus. Bases 221 to 2038 code for a protein of 605 amino acids. Gene Ontology annotation, biological process: mitotic DNA damage checkpoint signaling; protein phosphorylation. The transcript has 12 exons. Lineage: Eukaryota; Metazoa; Chordata; Actinopteri; Cyprinodontiformes; Fundulidae. Gene Ontology annotation, molecular function: protein serine/threonine kinase activity; ATP binding. The record is from RefSeq and is a predicted model, not a curated record.
ACGCUGACUCCUCGCGAGAUCGUACGUCACUUUAAGCGCGUAGUUUAUUGUUGGCGGAAAAAGUUCUGUCAAAGUUAAACAAAAGCAUUUUACUCGCCUUCGGUACUAAGAAACGUUUACAUUUAAUUUUAGACUUGAUAAAGAAACAGUUAAUGUCUCUGUGAUGGAUUAAUGAACCCAUUCUGUUCGAUGCUGCAUCGUCCAACAACCAAGUGAAGCGAUGGCGUUUUCUCCUGUCUGCUCUGAAGACAUCAGCUCAGAAGGAUGCAUUCUGAAAUCGGACACAGCUAAGAAGAAAAGAAAAAUUUCAAAAGAUGUGGAGUUGGACAUAGAGAUCCUGUACAAAGCAGUCCCUCAGCUUGCCAAGGUGUUUCGCAUCACAGACAAAAUUGGAGAAGGCACAUUCAGCUCAGUGUACUUGGGCGUGGCGCAGAUGCGCGAUGGGAGGACGGAGAUGUUUGCGUUGAAGCACCUCAUCCCAACCAGCCAUCCGACACGCAUCGCUGCUGAACUUCAGUGUCUGACUGUGGCAGGUGGCAGGGAGAACGUGAUGGGACUGACGUACUGCUUCAGGAAGGAGGACCAUGUGGUGAUUGUAAUGCCCUACAUGGAGCAUCAAGCUAUUGUGGACAUCAUCGGCUCCCUGAGCUUUGAGGAGGUCCGCCUGUACAUCUACCACCUGCUGAAGGCUCUGAAACACAUCCACCAGUUUGGGAUCAUUCAUCGGGACAUUAAACCAAACAACUUCCUCUACAACAGGAAGCAGAAAAAGUAUGCGCUAGUGGACUUUGGCUUGGCCCAGGGCACCGCCGACACCCAGAUUGAGCUGCUGAAAGUGGUGAGACAGAAGCCAACGCAGAAGGGUGGAGGGCCUUCAGGGAAACAGGAAGCUGCACAAAGAAACAAAGCACCUCCUAAAGCCCCUCUCAGUAUCACCGGCACAGCUCCAACCUCACUACCUCCACAGCAAUCAGUGCCUUCUUCUUCCUCCUCGCCCUCCACUUCCUGCGUCACCUCGUCCCCCUCGGCCGCCGGGAAAGCACUGGUUAAAAAGUCUCGGUCCACCUCCACCUCCUACUCUCGAACAAAACUCACCAAGGACCUGGCAGGUCUGCGCAAAGUUCCUCGGCCGGUGUUUGGAGAGAGGAAUCUGAACAGCUGCACACCAGCGCCCCCUACCUGUAAACAAGCUGCACUUAAGACUGAGUUGGUAAAGGCCAAGAAAACUGAGGGUACAUCCAGCUACAAAAGCCCUUCAGCCAAUCAGGGCCUCCUGCCUGCCAGGACGGCCAGCGGCAGUCAGAAAGCACAGAGGACCAUACAGCAGGGCCUGACAUGCAGCUGCUACCUCACCGACCGAGUCUGCAACGUCUGCUUGGCCAGAAAGCCACAGGUAGCGCCCAGAGCGGGGACUCCGGGUUUUAGAGCUCCAGAAGUGCUGACAAAAUGUCCCAACCAAGGCCCAGCCAUAGACGUGUGGUCCGCCGGCGUGGUCCUGCUCUCGCUCCUCAGUGGCCGUUACCCUUUCUUCAAAGCCAGCGACGAUCUGAUUGCACUCACACAGAUCAUGACCAUCAGAGGCUCCAGGGAGACGAUUCAGGCAGCAAAGACGUUUGGAAAAGCAGUGAUGUGCAGUCGGGAGCUUCCUCGCCAGGACCUGAGGACGCUCUGUGAGACGCUUAGAGGAAGCACGUCUUCAGCAGACGACGACGCCCGGGGUCCAGAGGCUGGAACUGCCACCCAUGAAAAUACGACCCAGGAUGACACGCCGACACAUCGGCCCGGUGGUCCUAAACCAAAGCAACGCCUCAGGAAACACAAAGAAGGCAGCGACACUCCUCCUGAACACCUAGACUGUUCAGCUAGCCUCAAAGGCCCAGCCAAUCAUAGCUCCCUGUCAGACGGUUAUCAGGAGAAGGGCUGGGACACGGUUCCUGACGAGGCCUACGACCUGCUGGACCAGCUACUGGACCUGAACCCUUCUACUAGGAUCACAGCCGCUGAAGCUCUGCAGCACCCGCUCUUUAAGGGUUUGUGACGCCGCCAUUCUGCUCUCCAGACAGGGAUUUAUAAUCUAUAAGUAGUUCAUAUGAUUAUUUAGCAGCUAAGUGUUAUAUAGAAGUAAAGAAGGUAUCUGCAUGGUGGCAGAUAUGAAUGAAAUGUUGACAGAAAUAAAGUAAGUUUGCCUUCCAGGUGCUGCAGAUCAGUCAGGGCAUGACGUAGACCUUCCAGAUGUUUGCAAAACUUUUAUAUCAACUUUGUUUACUUGUGUUCAAGAUGCUGUGACACGUUCUGAAAAUGUAAAUGAAAUUUAAAAAGGGCUUUUAAUUUGAAGACGUGUUACUGUGAGCUGCUUUUGUGGACUUAUAUUUAUUGACAUUGAAAACGAUACAGAAUGGCUCCUUUUUGAAAUAAAAUAUUGUUCUCUUAGAA